UGAAACAAGAUAGAAACAUGUAAUUACCCAUAAUUUGGUCCUAAUCUAGAGCUACACUUUGUCCUUUCCUUGAAAAAGAUGAUUCCUUGUACCUCAAAGAACAAUUCCUCUUCCGCAUUCAACUCCAAAUUCUUCUUGCAUCACUACCCCAAUUUGUUCAAGCAGUUCCAUUUUCCUUGAAUUCAAUUCCCUCACACAGAUAUAAUUCUUGACUCUAUCUACCUUGAAAAGAGUCAAUUUUAUUGGUGUAGGCUGUUUGAUAAAUCUUGCUUGAUUAGCAUUGUUUGGAGCAAGAAUUUGAUGGGGCAAUGCCUCAGUGUUGAGAUAGAUGCUGCAUCUCACCAAUUUGUUUAUAGAAUGGAUGUUAAGCCCUCCUUGUUCUCGAAGAGGAAAGGCUCCAAGUGUAUAGAGCUUAAUUCUUGCAAAAUUGAAGUGUUUUGGGAUCUUUCUGUGGCAAAAUUUGGAUCGGGGCCGGAGCCGUUGGGGUCUUAUUAUGUAGGUGUUGUGUGUAGAGGAGAGAUGGUUUUUCUCAUUGGGGAUUUGGCAGAAGAGGCAUUCAAGAAAACUGGAGCAGCUGCUGUAGUUUCUAAAGCAAUGCUUGUUGCCAAGAGGGAACAUACUGUGGGGAAGAGGUUUUUUGGUACCAAGGCUCGAUUCUGUGAAAUGGGACCGAUCCAUGACCUUAAGAUCGAAUGCGACACAAGGGGAAGUGGUGAUCCGUUUCUAGUGGUUUGUGUUGAUGCAAAAGCAGUUAUGAAAGUGCAGCAUUUGCAUUGGAAGUUCCGUGGGAAUAGUACAAUCUUGGUUGAUGACAGGCCGGUUGAGGUGUUUUGGGAUGUCCAUAACUGGUUGUUUGGUUCGGGCGUGGGGAGUGGGGUAUUCAUGUUUCAGACAAGUUUGUCAGCGGAUAAACUGUGGAGCAGCCCUUCUUCGCUCUCUGAUCCAUCUGGCUGCUCGUUGAGAUGCUCCGAGAGCUUCAAGGAGUCCAAAUCGAGAAGCCUUGGAUUUUCGCUAGUUUUAUACGCUUGGAAGAGUGAAUAGGUAUAUAUUGAUUCUUCCUUGGUUGCUAACUUUUGAUAUUCUUUGAUCGGCUUAUCUUUGAUUUGAUGGCGAAUUUGGUUGCUUUAGAAUUGUUAUUUUGUCACCAUAGAAUGUUAGCAAAAAUGCAUUAUGAUGCUUCAAUUCGAGUCUUUGUGAGUCAUUUCAUUGAGAGUUUCAUCUUUGAUUGGUCGGUCUUUUUGGAUGCACGACUUUGUAAAUUAUCUUGUUUUGACAAGAGCCAUUGUAAAAUAUAAUCUCUCUUUCAUACAUUA
Molecule: messenger RNA, 1313 nt
Organism: Salvia splendens (bonfire salvia)
Lineage: Eukaryota; Viridiplantae; Streptophyta; Magnoliopsida; Lamiales; Lamiaceae
Exons: 2
Coding region: 301-1041 (246 amino acids)
Source: RefSeq, a predicted model, not a curated record